GCGACUCCGGGGAGGGUGUCGGGGGAGCAGGCUCGGCGGUGGGGCCGCGGGGUGACUAGCGCCCUCUGGCCGGCGCCGCCCGCGGGCGCACCCACCGCGCCGGCACCCCGCUCCCGCGCAGCCACCGCCGCCGCCGCCGCCGCCCAGCCGCGAGCUCGGGCCGCUGUCGCCCGCAGGGAGCGGCCAUGUCACCGUUUCUUCGAAUUGGUUUGUCCAACUUUGACUGUGGGUCCUGCCAGCCGUGCCAGGGAGAGGCCGUUAACCCUUACUGUGCUGUGCUUGUCAAAGAAUAUGUUGAAUCAGAGAAUGGGCAGAUGUACAUCCAGAAAAAGCCAACCAUGUACCCUCCCUGGGACAGCACUUUUGACGCCCAUAUCAACAAGGGAAGAGUAAUGCAGAUCAUCGUAAAGGGCAAAAAUGUGGACCUAAUAUCUGAAACAACUGUGGAGCUCUACUCCCUGGCCGAGAGAUGUAGGAAAAACAAUGGGAAGACAGAAAUAUGGUUAGAGCUGAAACCUCAAGGCCGAAUGCUAAUGAACGCAAGAUACUUUCUGGAAAUGAGUGACACAAAGGACAUGAGUGAAUUCGAGAACGAAGGCUUCUUUGCUCUGCAUCAGCGCCGAGGAGCCAUCAAACAGGCCAAGAUCCACCACGUCAAGUGCCAUGAGUUCACGGCCACCUUUUUCCCACAACCCACGUUUUGCUCCGUCUGCCAUGAGUUUGUCUGGGGUCUGAACAAACAGGGCUACCAGUGUCGACAAUGUAAUGCAGCAAUUCACAAGAAGUGUAUUGAUAAGGUUAUAGCGAAGUGCACGGGAUCAGCUAUCAACAGCCGAGAAACCAUGUUCCACAAGGAGAGGUUCAAAAUCGACAUGCCACACAGAUUUAAGGUCUACAAUUACAAGAGCCCCACCUUCUGUGAGCACUGUGGGACCCUGCUCUGGGGCCUGGCGAGGCAAGGCCUCAAGUGUGACGCAUGUGGCAUGAACGUACAUCACAGAUGCCAGACAAAGGUCGCCAACCUUUGUGGCAUAAACCAGAAGCUAAUGGCUGAAGCACUGGCAAUGAUCGAGAGCGCUCAACAGGCCCGCUGCUUAAGAGACUCUGAACACAUCUUCAGAGAAGGUCCAGUUGAAAUUGGUCUCCCAUGCUCCAUAAAAGGUGAAGCAAAGCUGCCGUAUGGACCAGCACCGGGGAAAAAAGAGCCUCAGGGGAUCUCCUGGGAGUCUCCCUUGGAUGAGAUGGAGAAAGUAGGCCAUCGUCCAGAACCUGAACUUAACGUAGAAAGACCAUCUCUACGUAUGAAAUUAAAAAUCGAGGAUUUUACCUUGCACAAAAUGUUGGGGAAAGGAAGUUUUGGCAAGGUCUUCCUAGCGGAGUUCAAGAAAACCAAUCAAUUUUUCGCAAUAAAAGCCUUAAAGAAAGAUGUGGUUUUGAUGGACGACGACGUGGAGUGUACAAUGGUAGAGAAGAGAGUUCUCUCCUUGGCCUGGGAGCAUCCGUUCUUAACGCACAUGUUCUGUACGUUCCAGACCAAGGAAAACCUCUUUUUUGUGAUGGAGUAUCUCAACGGAGGAGACUUAAUGUACCACAUCCAGAGCUGCCACAAGUUCGAUCUUUGCAGAGCCACGUUCUAUGCUGCCGAAAUCAUUCUCGGUCUGCAGUUCCUUCAUUCCAAAGGAAUAGUCUACAGGGACCUGAAGCUUGAUAACAUCCUGUUAGACAAAGAUGGACACAUCAAAAUAGCGGACUUUGGGAUGUGCAAGGAGAACAUGCUGGGGGACGCCAGGACCAACACCUUCUGCGGGACCCCCGACUACAUCGCCCCGGAGAUCCUGCUGGGUCAGAAGUACAACCAUUCUGUGGACUGGUGGUCCUUUGGCGUCCUUCUCUAUGAGAUGCUAAUAGGUCAGUCACCUUUCCAUGGGCAAGAUGAAGAGGAACUCUUCCACUCCAUCCGCAUGGACAGCCCCUUUUACCCACGAUGGCUCGAGAAGGAGGCUAAGGACCUUUUAGUGCAGGUACAUAUGCCAGGCUCAGGAGGCUCUCUGUCACGAUCCUCUUGGAACAAAUGCCGCAUGUUACUGGGGAAAACUAACAGGAAACCUAGCAUGUGCACACUUCUAACCUGAUUCCCUGAAGCAUUUAAUUAUAACAACACGAGGCUGGGUUUCGGCUUGUUCAUGGGGCACUCGCACCUUCUCUCUAACCUUGCUUCAUCAAAAUAUCCUUAAGAAGUGGAAGUCGAACAUUUAUCAGGAUCAUUUCAAGGCAAGGGAUGGGGGGCAAGUCACUUAUUCCCUCUUCUCCUGAAAGCAUCAAUCUGCUUUUCCCUCUCUUGACUCUUGCUGGUGUCUGAGUCUAUAGGAAAGUGUGCUGUACUGUGAACUUUUCUCUAGGCUGUUCUAUAUGCUGAAACCAAGAGACUAACAGAAGACAGAGACUUUAAGACACGUAAUCUAGAAAAAAAGUAGAAAGACAGCUUACUCAUGCAUUCAACAAACAUUUAUUGAGUGUCUGCUUUGUACAUGGCACUGGGCUGGAUUCUGUAAGAAACAGAAACAUAAAUGAUAUCUGCCUGCCAGAGCUUACACUACAGCAGGAAAGACAGUCUUUAAAUACACACACACACACACACACACACACACAGAGUGUGCUAAUUUCCUUUAGUGGAAGGGAGGUGUUCUAUGGACCACAGAGGAGAGACCAUCCAAAACCAGAAGUAGGAAGGGGUUGCUCAUCAUUUAGGCUCUACUGCUGGCUAGACCCGUGGUCUUAAGCAAGUUACUUAGCCACUCUGAGCCUCGGUUUCUAAAAGCUUUCUGCUUUUAGAAUCUGCCUUUAAAGUCAAGAUGGUCUCGUUGAGGCCUCUAGCACAAGACCUGACUCUCAAGGGACAUUGGGUGGGAUGAGUGAUGUAACCAACCAUGUGAAUAUGACUUGAGGAGAGAGAGCUCACCAUGGGUGGAGGUAAUCAAAGAAAGCUUCACAGAGAAGAGGGGGUGUAAGCUGAAUCCUGACAGGUGAGUCAGGAUUUAAAGAAGAAGAGGAAGAAAUGGGAGUGGAUGUGGGGAGAGGGAAACCCUGGCAAGAUGGAAAUGUCAUUGGUGAAGGGCAGAGGUAGGAAAGGCAGAUGCGUAUGCAAUGAGUAGACGUGUCCGGAUGGAAGAGAAGGUCACAGUGAAAUCAGAGGACGAGUGUCAGCAUUGCAGAGAGCCUGGAAGACGGGCCUAGGGGUUCAGGGAUGUUAGGACUCACGGGACAUAAGGACCACCUUGUCUGACCCUUCAUUUUACAGGUGAGGGAACUGAGACUCAGAAAACUUGCCCCAGGCCAACAGACUGAAUGACAGUCUCAUGUUAUAUCCACUAUGCAGUGAUUUUCUAAUGGGGUGCUCUGGAACCCUAAGUUUCCAUAGAGAGGCCUCAGUGGCCUCCAUAUGAAAAAGGGGAGAGGAAGCUGGGGCCAUUCCAACAAUUUACCACUUGGAUAUACUAGGAGGUCGCAUGAGGUCUCACUUGGGCUUUUAGAGGAGUCUCCUAAUUAAAAAAAAAGAAAGAAAAACAAUCUCCACUUUGCUACAGCUUGGUAGUUAAUUAGUUAGUUAGUGAUUAUAGACUAGAGCUUUUGAAGAUUCUGACUACACAUAAGACUGACUCUUCUUAUGAGAGGGAUAAGCAAGAGGUUCAGGCAAUGUAGGUGCACAUGGAGGUCCAGUCCCGCCAGAACUUCAUGAAAAAUCACUGCACUUGACUUGGAUUCUGUUUUCAAGACUCAGAGUCUCCAUAUGAUACCCUGUAAUAAGCAGUUAUUUGAUACAUAAACAUCUGGCUGACGCAAGAGAAGAGGUAACUACUCCAGGCCCCCAGGACCCGAGACUAUUCUAGGACUCUUCUACUUCCUUAAAGCCCGUGACGUGUUUUAUUUAAGUUUGAAGAGUUUCCAGGUUUCUUUCCUGUGCUGGCCAACGUUCAUUUUGACCUCAUGGGGGAAAGUAAUAGGAGAGGGGAGCGCACAAAGAGGAAAUACAUGUGUGAUGGGUCAGAGAUGAUUAAAGAUGAUUUGAAUAAAGUAUUAGUGUCCAGCAGGUUUGCAGGAAGGAAGAGUGAUUCCGGAUACUCAGAUGCCUUACAAAAUACAAAGCUGAUUGUCAGGGGCUAGUUUAUGUCACGCCUGAAGUGAGCUUUUCUUUAGAGCAAGACUGUAAUCCUAAGAAAGCAGCUUUUAAAGAAAUCAAACUUGAUCGAUGGACAGUAAACCAAACAACACACACACUGGUCACUUCCUUUCUGCUGUUGGCUUCUACAGACCAGGAAUUAGCACACACCUCUGUGUGUGUGUGUGUAUUGUUGUUGUUGUUUUAACCCACAAAACAGCCCUGUGAGGAGGAUACUUCCCUCACCUUACUGAUGAGGGAACUGACUCUAUAACUUGCCAGGUCCCAUGAAUAACAACACAGGGCAAAGCUGAUUUCAACCCAGGUCUAGAUAACUCAAAACAUUGCACUUCUAGAGCAAAGCCCAGACUCUGGAAUAUUCAGUAGACUUGUUGCCGCUGGUUUGACUUGAGUCGAUAGUUUAUGGUGGUUGGUAGAAAAACAAGGUUCGGAAAUCAGGUGGCAAAAGCCGGGCCCUUCUCUUAGUGGAGUCAAGUGCGUGCUGUCCUGCCUCCCAGGGGCCUGGUUCAUCCCUUGAGAAGUAACUGCUCCCCUUCUGCUC
Messenger RNA from Orcinus orca (killer whale), 4718 nucleotides. RefSeq names its product protein kinase C theta (gene PRKCQ). The record is from RefSeq and is a predicted model, not a curated record. Lineage: Eukaryota; Metazoa; Chordata; Mammalia; Artiodactyla; Delphinidae. Gene Ontology annotation, molecular function: diacylglycerol-dependent serine/threonine kinase activity; ATP binding. Bases 186 to 2132 code for a protein of 648 amino acids. The transcript is spliced from 17 exons. Gene Ontology annotation, biological process: peptidyl-serine phosphorylation; intracellular signal transduction.